This is a messenger RNA of Populus euphratica (Euphrates poplar), 2030 nucleotides long. RefSeq lists its product as uncharacterized. The record is from RefSeq and is a predicted model, not a curated record. The transcript is spliced from 2 exons. Bases 393 to 1760 code for a protein of 455 amino acids. Lineage: Eukaryota; Viridiplantae; Streptophyta; Magnoliopsida; Malpighiales; Salicaceae.
ACAGGGGAGAACAUUUGGAGUGGAUCACAAGGCUAAAAUGGUAAGAUUAGAUUUAAUAAAUACCAUAAUUAUUCCGUAGCAAAAUACCAGAAAAGCAGAACGUCCGGUCGUCGUCGAAGAAAAUUAAUUGAUCCCAGUUGCCGUGUUUGACCUCUAAAACCACAAGAAUACUUAAAACACAGACGCAGGCUCUCUUUCGCUCUCUCGCUCUCUCUUUACAUUCAGAAUAACAGAGAGAGAGAGAGAGAGAGAUGAUAAAAUUUCAUAGCCAAAAACUAAAGGAAGAGAUAGCUUUCUUGUUUUCUUUUCAUCACUGUCUCUCCACUCGAAUUUUCUCGCCCGAACGCUAACAUUUUCCGGGAAACAAGAGAGAGGAAAGAAAAUAAGCAGAGAUGAGAGACGUGAAUGGAGAGUCGAGAGCUGCAAACAAUACUCUAGAGACUAUAAACGCUGCCGCUACAGCGAUCGCCUCUGCUGAGAACCGUGUGCCUCAAGCUACGGUUCAGGUAAAGCGAAGAUGGAGAAGCCGCUGGAGCAUGUAUUGGUGUUUUGGAUAUCAGAAGCACAAAAGCCAAAUUGGGCAUGCUGUCCUUUUUCCUGAACCACCAGCUCCUGGAAGCGGUGCUCCUGCUGCUGAAAAUUCAGCCCAAGCACCAGAAGUCACGUUCCCCUUUGUUGCACCUCCCUCCUCCCCUGCCUCUUUCUUUCAAUCAGAACCCCCUUCUGUUACACAAUCACCGGCAGGUUUAGUGUCCCGCACCUCUAUAUCUGCUAGCAUGUACUCUCCCAGUGGGCCUGCCUCUAUUUUUGCUAUUGGUCCUUAUGCCCAUGAAACCCAGUUAGUCUCACCACCUGUGUUCUCAACUUUCACCACUGAACCAUCAACUGCUCCUUUCACUCCUCCUCCCGAGUCUGUCCACUUGACUACACCUUCCUCGCCAGAGGUGCCUUUCGCUCAAUUCAUUGACCCUACGGCUACCCUGCGAAAUGGUGUUACUGGUUUGAGAUUCCCAUUUGAUUUUCAGUCCUAUCAGUUUCAUCCUGGAAGCUCAGGUGGCCAACUCAUUUCACCUAGCUCUGGCGUUUCAGGCUCAGGCACAUCAUCUCCUUUCCCUGAUGGUGAAUUUGCUGUUGGUGGUCCUCACUUUCCUGAAUUCCGAAUGGGUGAACCUCCAAAGCUCUUGAACCUUGAUAAGCUUUCCACCCGUGAAUGGGGAUCCUAUCAAGAUUCAGGGGCUCUGACUCCAGAUUCUGUGAGGCACGGAUCGCCCAACUUUCUCCUGUGUCGUCAGUUUUCUGAUGUUGCUUCACAUCCUCAUUCAGAAAAUGGACACGAUGAUGAUCAUGUUGUUAAUCAUAGAUUCUCUUUCGAGUUAAGUGUCGAAGAUGCCUCAAGAUGUGUGGAAGAGAAGCCAGCGUGUUCUAUUAAAACAGUGCCGGAAUACGUGGAAAAUGGAACAAAAGCUAAAGAAGAAGAGAAUUAUGUUGAAUUGAUACAAAGCUUUGAGCGUCGAUCUGGUGACACUUCUAAUGAUACACCAGAGACACCUUCAACAGAUGGGGAGGCACCACAGCAUCGAAAGCAACAGCCCAUCACUCUUGGCUCUGUUAAUGAAUUUAACUUUGACAAUGCUGAUGGAGGAGAUUCACGCAAACCUAGUAGUUCGAACUGGUGGGCUCAUGGAAGUGUUAUUGGGAAGGAGGGUGAAACAACCAAGAACUGGUCCUUCUUCUCUAUGGUGCAGUCAGAUGUUCGCUAGCUGGUGCAUAAAUAGCCCUCUACAUUCCUACUUUGUGGAGCCAUGAAAGAUUUUGGUUGCUGAAACCAAGCGCCAUACUUACUGAAGCCAAUUGUAGUGAUUUUUUCAUCUGCCGUGGAAGGAAGGUAGACUUACCCUUAAAUGAAGGCGGUUUUUGAGUCCUUCGAGACAUGAAAACAGGGGCAGAUGUUAGUUUUUUGGGGGUUUUUUAAGCAUGAAUAGUGUAUCAUAUACAGAAUUAAUAAAGAUUAUGUCAUCCUUAGUUAGAAA